This is a messenger RNA of Hyalella azteca, 1077 nucleotides long. It is a transcript of the gene Vps28, whose product is annotated as vacuolar protein sorting-associated protein 28 homolog. The transcript has 7 exons. Gene Ontology annotation, molecular function: protein-containing complex binding. Gene Ontology annotation, cellular component: ESCRT I complex. Gene Ontology annotation, biological process: protein transport to vacuole involved in ubiquitin-dependent protein catabolic process via the multivesicular body sorting pathway. Bases 366 to 1022 code for a protein of 218 amino acids. NCBI's taxonomy places the organism in Eukaryota, Metazoa, Arthropoda, Malacostraca, Amphipoda, Hyalellidae. The record is from RefSeq and is a predicted model, not a curated record.
GUCGCAGCGGAACGUUGAGGAACAUCACUCCGCUAUCAAUCAGUUACCAAUUUAGAUGAAAAAAAAGUUCAGUAGAAAUUGUUGAAAUUUUAAACGAGUAUAGAGAUAAAGCUAGAGUCUCGGUGCUUCUAUCACAAUGAAUAGGAUAAGUCUAAUGAUACGAACUUGAUUUGAACGAAGGAAAGUUACUCUCUGUUUACGGUACUAGUUGUUUUUUUGUUUAGCCUCGAGCCUUGACAAUAGAGCCAAGAUUGUUCCAGAUAAAGAAAGGCUUCUUUUUCGGAAGAAAAAUUACGCAAAAGACUCGUUUUAAUAUAAUAAUUUUUUUAAUAUCGAAUUAUUAGCUGCAAAUAUAUCCAAAAAAGAUGUUUGCUGGGUUGACAUCUCCUUCAGAUCAUAGCCAACCUGAACUCUAUGAAGAGGUCAAGCUAUAUUCUAAUGCCCGAGAAAGAGAAAAGAAUGACAACCAAGCUGAGCUUUAUGCUGUGGUCAACACCCUGCAAAAUCUAGAGAAAAUGUACAUAAAAGAUGUGGUGCCCCCACAGGAGUACACUGCAUGGUGCAGCAAGCUGUUGGUGCAGUUCAAAGCUGCCUUCAAGCUGGUGCAAGGUGACGAGUUUCCAAACAUAGGAGCAUUUGUCUCAAAAUACAAAAUGAAUUGCACUGCCGCACUAGAGCGCAUCAAAGAGGACCGACCAAUCACCAUCAAAGAUGAUAAAGGCAACACCAGCAAAUGCAUUGCUGACAUUGUCUCGUUGUUUAUCACUUCAAUGGACAAACUGCGCCUUGGUAUCAAUGCUAACGACGACCUGCAGCCUGACCUGAAGGAGCUGCACGAGAGCAUGGGCAGACUCUCCCUCAUUCCAUCCGACUUCGAAGGUCGGGAGAAAGUGGGAGAAUGGGUGGUGAGAAUGGAGAGCAUGACCGCUGACCAGACGCUCUCGGAAAGCGAGGUGCGACAGCUGAUCUUCGAACUCGACAGCGCCUACAACGCCUUCAACAGACUCCUGCAACACACGUAGCCUACAACGCCUUCAACAGACUCCUGCAACACACGUAGCCUACAACGCCUUCAAC